AUGCCUAUGAAGGGCAGGUUCCCUAUUCGAAGGACGCUGCAGUAUCUGAGCCAGGGCGACAUCGUCUUCAAGAACUACGUGAAGGUGAUGACGGUGAACUACAACAUGCGCGGAGAGCUCAGCGAGGGCGCCAGGAAAUUUGUGUUUUUCAACAUACCUCAGAUUCAGUACAAAAAUCCUUGGCUGCAGAUUGUGAUGUUUAAAGACAUGACUCCUUCACCAUUCUUAAGAUUCUACUUGGAUACUGGAGAGCAAAUCUUGGUUGAUAUAGAAGAGAAGACUAACAGAGAGAUAGCAGAGCAUAUUAAGAAAAUUCUUGGUAAAAGCGAAGAAACAAUCCGGAUAGAAGAAGAGAAAAAGAGGAAAUGGCAUCCUGCAACAUUUGGUAACAAAAAAUACCACUUACGGGAAUGUAUGUGUGAAAUUGACGGCCAGGUUCCCUGUCCUGGUAAAGUGCCACUACCGAAAGAGAUGACCGGCAAAUAUAAAAAUGCCAUGAAAGACACUUCCUAAGCUACUUUUAUACCAGACUUCUCCACAAGGAAUUAAAGAUGGCAGAGAAAUAAGACACUGACUGAUUAGCAACAUGAUGAGAAUACAGUAUUGUGUUGAGAUUUGUGGCAGGAAAGUAGAUGGGCUCAGUUCUUUCACUCCUGUACACCGAAUGGUAAAUGUUUUAUAAGUGCUUUUUGUAAAAAUAAUUAAAGAGCAAGUGUUGGGUCAUAUGGAUCAUAACAUCAACUAUAAUUUUCUUAUCAAUUGAAGAAGGGCAGUUGUCUUGGGAAAACAGCUUGGAUCACGUCCAUAUUGUAUAAUGCAGUUCUGUAGGAACAGAGAAAAUGGUUGUAACAGGCAAUGCUUGGUUCCUUUUCCAAAAGUUGCAUUCUAUUCCAUUCUGUUCCGUUUUAUAAGCCUACAAAUGUUGAUCGUGAAUUAAGGGCUGAAAUAGU
Molecule: messenger RNA, 950 nt
Organism: Crotalus tigris (Tiger rattlesnake)
Lineage: Eukaryota; Metazoa; Chordata; Lepidosauria; Squamata; Viperidae
Gene: MRPS25
Product: mitochondrial ribosomal protein S25
Exons: 4
Coding region: 1-513 (170 amino acids)
Cellular component (GO): mitochondrion
Molecular function (GO): structural constituent of ribosome
Source: RefSeq, a predicted model, not a curated record